Bufo bufo (common toad) is the source of this 372-nucleotide messenger RNA. It is a transcript of the gene TAC3, whose product is annotated as tachykinin precursor 3. The transcript has 5 exons. The coding region runs from base 1 to 372 and encodes 123 amino acids. Lineage: Eukaryota; Metazoa; Chordata; Amphibia; Anura; Bufonidae. The record is from RefSeq and is a predicted model, not a curated record. Gene Ontology annotation, biological process: tachykinin receptor signaling pathway; positive regulation of blood pressure.
AUGAGGAAUUCUGCCCUUGGCCUGGCAAUACUUUUCUUCAUGGCAGUGAGGACAUGUCGAGGCAACUGUGCAGAAACGCGGGACGCUCAGAGCUCUGGUGAACAGUUCAAGAAAUCUUUAGAUGUCUACAAAAUGCCAGCAUCACUUCUGAAAAGGUUCUAUGAAGAUGAUUCAUAUGAUGGUUUUGUUGGACUUAUGGGCAGAAGAAACUCUGAUUCCAAGGAAUUUGCCUCAUUGCCAUUAAAAAGAGACAUGCAUGACUUCUUCGUGGGUUUAAUGGGGAAGAGGAAUCUACAGACAGGGACCUCUAAUAAUGAAGCGAAUGAAGCUGAGCCUGAAUCCAGGUACUCAACAAAAUGCAGGAUGAAGUAA